Molecule: messenger RNA, 827 nt
Organism: Epinephelus lanceolatus (giant grouper)
Lineage: Eukaryota; Metazoa; Chordata; Actinopteri; Perciformes; Serranidae
Source: RefSeq, a predicted model, not a curated record
UUCUUCUAUUCUGCAUCCUCUGCCUGAUGACUUCUGCUGGCCACAAUCAGGCUGCAGGACCACCUGCAUCAUAUGGAUUUCCUGGACCACCUGGACCUCCUGGACCACCUGGACCUGCUGCAUUCUGUGGACGAGAUAUCUUUGGCCCUAUUAUGGAGGACCUUGAAACCUUAAAGAAGAGCCUUGCGAAGGUCAAGCUGACUAUAAACUACGACUUUGUCCGCAGCGUUGGUCAGAAAUACUUUGUGUCCAACAAGGAGAUUGGCUCGUUCUCCAGGGCCGUUGACUUCUGCUCCCAACGAGGCUUAGAGCUGGCUUUACCCCAGAACGAGGAGGAGAACAACAUACUGACUCAAGUGUUUGUGGAAAGUAACGAGAACGCCUGGAUCAACGUCAACAAUAAAGAAGUGGGGAAUUUUGAGGCUGAUAUGAAAAACCAACAUCUGGCCUUUACCAAAUGGGGAGAGGGGCAGCCAGACAAGUCCAUCCAGGAUACAGGCUGCACUAUGCUGUCAGAAAACGGUAUCUGGAAAGUGACACCUGAAUGCUCUCUGAAUGCUUACAUCAUUUGUCAGAUAUAGAAAGUUCUUGUAUACAAGAUGAGAAACAAUUGCUCCUACAAAUAACUUUCACAUGUUGAAUUUCCCCAAAUCGAUUAUCUCAGAUCCUUGUCACUACUACAGACAUGUAUAAUUGCAUCAUCAGCAUUGCAUUAUUAGUGCUGCAAAGAUGUAUUCCUAUAUAUAAAGGAGUUAAAGCAACAAUAUGAUAUAUGUAUAGAAACAAUGGUGAAUUCUGAAGGCAUUCAGUGUGUCACAAUAAAGUGU